Molecule: messenger RNA, 5032 nt
Organism: Hibiscus syriacus
Lineage: Eukaryota; Viridiplantae; Streptophyta; Magnoliopsida; Malvales; Malvaceae
Product: myosin-17-like
Exons: 39
Coding region: 269-4861 (1530 amino acids)
Biological process (GO): actin filament organization; vesicle transport along actin filament
Cellular component (GO): myosin complex; actin cytoskeleton; cytoplasm
Molecular function (GO): ATP binding; actin filament binding; microfilament motor activity
Source: RefSeq, a predicted model, not a curated record
UUGCAUUUUGAUUUAAAAAAAAAGUUGAAAAAAGAGAGCAAAAAUCGUGAGAAAAAGAGCUUUGCUUAUUACUGUUAAUUGUUUGCUGGUGAAUUCAACCGCCAUCUUUCUGUGUGUUUGGCUUUCGAGAAAGAUUUCUUUGGUUAAAGCUCUUGAGCUAUUAUCAGUUCAAUUUUUUUAUCCGAUCUGACUCGCCGAGUCAGUUUUUCCUCGACUCGGUCGUGUGUCGGAUGAGUAGAUAGAAGGAAGAUCGCUGUGUAUAAUCUCCAUGGCUGCUCCGGUUAACAUUAUUGUAGGCUCUCAUGUAUGGGUCGAAGAUCCAACACUCGCAUGGAUUGAUGGAGAAGUUUUUAAAAUCAGUGGCGAAGAAGUUCAUGUCAACACAACAAAUGGAAAAACUGCUGUGGUAAAUAUCUCAAAGGUUUAUCCAAAAGAUACUGAAGCACCUCCCGGAGGUGUCGAUGACAUGACAAAGCUCUCAUAUUUGCAUGAACCUGGAGUUCUGCAUAACUUGGCUAUGAGAUAUGAACUUAAUGAAAUCUAUACAUACACUGGAAAUAUCCUGAUUGCUAUAAAUCCAUUCCAAAGGUUACCACACCUGUAUGAUACUCACAUGAUGGAACAAUAUAAAGGGGCUGGAUUUGGAGAGCUGAGUCCUCAUGUUUUUGCUGUUGCCGACGUUGCAUAUAGGGCAAUGAUUAAUGAGGGAAAAAGCAACUCAAUUCUAGUUAGUGGAGAAAGUGGUGCUGGUAAGACUGAGACUACAAAGAUGCUCAUGCGUUACCUUGCAUACCUUGGUGGUCGAUCUGGAGUUGAAGGGCGGACAGUUGAACAACAAGUUCUAGAAUCAAAUCCUGUUCUUGAAGCUUUUGGAAAUGCAAAAACUGUUAGGAAUAACAACUCAAGUCGUUUUGGUAAAUUUGUUGAGCUUCAGUUUGACAAGAAUGGGAGGAUAUCUGGGGCGGCUGUUCGUACAUAUUUGCUGGAACGUUCUCGAGUUUGCCAAAUUUCAAGUCCCGAAAGAAAUUACCACUGCUUUUACCUUCUUUGUGCAGCACCACCUGAGGUUAAAGAAAAUUUUAAGCUGGACGACCCUAGAUCUUUCCAUUACCUUAAUCAAUCGGACUGCUAUGCAUUGGAUGGGAUAGAUGAUGCUCAGGAGUACAUUGAAACUAUAAGGGCCAUGGAUGUCGUUGGAAUCAGCGAGGACGAGCAGGAGGCAAUUUUUCGUGUUGUGGCUGCCAUUUUACAUCUUGGGAAUGUUGAGUUUGCUAAGGGAGCUGAGGCUGACUCUUCUGUUAUCAAGGAUGAGAAAUCUAGGUUCCAUCUUAAUACGACAGCUGAGCUGCUCAAGUGUGAUGUCAAGAGCUUGGAAGAUGCAAUGAUAAAGCGUGUAAUGGUUACCCCUGAAGAAAUUAUUAAAAAAUCUCUAGAUCCUGUCGCUGCAGUGGGUAGCAGGGAUGCAUUAGCUAAAACCAUCUAUUCUCGCUUGUUCGAUUGGCUUGUUGAUAAAAUCAACUCUUCAAUUGGACAAGAUCCAAACUCAAAGCAAUUGAUUGGAGUUCUUGAUAUUUAUGGGUUCGAGAGCUUUAAGUUCAAUAGUUUUGAGCAGUUUUGCAUCAAUUUUACAAAUGAAAAACUGCAGCAACAUUUCAAUCAGCAUGUUUUUAAAAUGGAACAGGAGGAAUACACAAAAGAAGAAAUCAAUUGGAGCUACAUAGAAUUUGUUGAUAACCAGGAUGUGUUGGAUUUGAUAGAAAAGAAACCUGGAGGAAUUAUUGCACUUCUCGAUGAAGCUUGUAUGUUUCCCAAGUCUACACAUGAAACAUUUGCUCAGAAGUUGUUCCAGAUAUUCAAAAACAACAAGCGUUUCAUCAAACCAAAGCUAUCUCGUACUAGUUUUACUAUUUCUCACUAUGCUGGAGAGGUAACUUAUCUUGCUGAUUUGUUCCUUGACAAGAACAAAGAUUAUGUAGUGGCUGAACAUCAGGAUCUUUUGACUGCCUCAAAGUGCUCCUUUGUGGCUUGUUUGUUUCCUCCUCCAGCUGAGGAGUCUUCAAAAUCAUCCAAAUUUUCAUCCAUUGGAUCACGCUUUAAGCUGCAACUUCAAUCUUUAAUGGAGACAUUGAACUCAACAGAACCUCACUAUAUCAGAUGUGUGAAGCCAAACAAUGUUCUCAAGCCUGCAAUUUUUGAGAAUGCAAAUAUAAUUCAGCAAUUACGAUGUGGUGGUGUUCUCGAGGCAAUUAGGAUCAGCUGUGCUGGAUAUCCAACUAGAAGAACGUUUAAUGAGUUUCUUAACCGUUUUGGCCUUCUUGCUCCAGAAAUUUUGGAGGGAAAUCAUGAUGACAAGGUUGCCUGUCAAAUGAUCCUGGAUAAGAUGGGGUUGAAAGGUUAUCAGAUAGGUAAGACCAAAGUUUUCCUUCGAGCCGGUCAGAUGGCUGAGUUAGAUUCUAGAAGAGCAGAAGUUCUUGGACAUGCAGCCAGAACCAUUCAAAGGCAAAUCCGGACAUAUAUUGCACGGAAGGAGUUCAUUUCCCUACGUAAAGCUGCAAUCAUGUUGCAAUCUCAUUGGCGAGGCAUAUUAGCCUGCAAACUCUAUAAGCAGUUGAGAAGGGAAGCAGCUGCUGUGAAGAUCCAAAAGAUCUUUAGGCGGCACAUUGCUAGGGAGUCCUAUCUAAAUGUAAGGUUGUCUGCAAUCACAUUGCAAACUGGCUUAAGGGCAAUGACCGCUCGAAAUGAGUUCCGAUUCAGAAAGCAAACCAAGGCUGCAAUCAUUGUUCAGGCUACUUUCCGUUUCCAUGCUGCAUACUCUUAUUAUAAGAAUCUCCAGAAGGCUGCACUAACUACUCAAUGUGGUUGGAGGAAACGGGUUGCGAGGAGAGAGCUCAGAAAGCUUAAGAUGGCUGCCCGGGAAACAGGGGCUCUAAAAGAAGCAAAAGACAAACUUGAAAAGCGUGUGGAAGAACUUACAUGGCGUUUGUCACUUGAGAAACACUUGAGGACUGAUUUAGAAGAGGAGAAGGCACAAGAAAUUGCCAAGUUACAGGAUGCCUUGCAUGAAAUGAAAUUACAAGUGGAAGAAGCAAAUGAGCGAGUCAAGAAAGAGCAAGAAGCUGCUCGAAAAGCUAUUGAGGAAGCUCCUUCGAUCGUCAAGGAGACUCCUGUUAUAGUUCAGGACACUGAAAAGAUCGAUUCCUUAACUGCUGAGGUAGAAAGUUUGAAGGCUUCACUGCUAUCAGAAAGAAAAGCCACAGAGGAGGCUCAUAAUGCUUGUACAGACGCCAAGGCCAGAAAUGCAGAGCUGGUAAAGAAACUUGAAGACUCAGAACGGAAAGUGGAUCAACUUCAGGAAUCUGUGCAGAGGUUGGAAGAGAAGCUUUCCAAUUCACAAUCAGAGAUUCAAGUACUUCGCCAGCAGUCACUGGCAAUAUCACCAACUGGGAAAUCCUUGACCACAAGACAAAGAACAAUGAUUGUUCCGAGGACACCCGAGAAUGGAAAUGUUAUAAAUGGAGAAUCAAAGGUUCUAUCGGACAUGACUCGUGCCAUAUCGAAUGUACAUGAGCCUGAAUCUGAGGAAAAACCUCAGAAAAACCUCAACGAAAAACAGCAGGAGAACCAGGACCUUCUUAUCAAGUGUAUAUCACAAAAUUUGGGAUUCUCCGGGAGCAAACCGAUUGCUGCUUGUGUUAUUUACAAAUGUCUUCUUCACUGGAGGUCAUUUGAAGUUGAAAAAACGACUGUCUUUGACCGCAUCAUUCAAACAAUAGCUUCUUCCAUAGAGGUCCAGGACAAUAACGAUGUCCUAGCGUAUUGGUUAUCCAACUCAUCAACGUUAUUGAUGCUGCUCCAACGCACACUUAAAGCAAAUGGAGCUGCAAGUUUGACGCCACAAAGGCGAAGAGCAUCAUCAGCUUCGCUCUUUGGGAGGAUGUCUCAAGGACUACGUGGAUCUCCCCAAAGUCCCGGGCUUUCAUUUCUUAAUGGUCGCGGAAUUAGUAGGCUCGACGACUUACGGCAAGUUGAGGCCAAGUACCCUGCAUUACUGUUUAAGCAACAACUGACUGCCUUCCUGGAGAAGAUAUAUGGAAUGAUAAGAGACAAUCUAAAGAAAGAGAUCUCUCCACUGAUUGGAAUGUGUAUUCAGGCUCCUAGGACAUCACGGGCAAGUAUGGUGAAGGGACGUACUCAAGCAAAUGCCGUUGUUCAGAAAGCUUUAAUUGCUCAUUGGCAAAGCAUUGUGAAAAGCUUGAACCGUUAUUUGAAUAUAAUGAAAGCAAACCAUGUACCACCUUUCUUAGCCCAUAAAGUGUUCACUCAGAUAUUCUCAUUCAUCAAUGUUCAGCUAUUCAACAGUCUUCUUCUGCGACGCGAGUGUUGCUCAUUCAGUAAUGGGGAAUAUGUGAAAGCUGGUUUGGCUGAAUUAGAGCAAUGGUGCAACGAGGCAACCGAGGAGUAUGCAGGUUCGGCAUGGCAUGAACUCAAGCACAUAAGACAGGCCAUAGGAUUCCUGGUUAUUCAUCAGAAACCAAAAAAGACCUUGGAUGAAAUCACUAAAGAGCUUUGUCCGGUACUAAGCAUACAACAGUUGUACCGAAUCAGCACAAUGUACUGGGAUGAUAAAUAUGGAACACAUAGUGUGUCAUCAGAUGUCAUUGCGAAAAUGAGAGUCAUGAUGACUGAAGACUCGAACAAUGCCGUUAGUAGUUCUUUCCUAUUAGACGAUGACUCGAGCAUUCCGUUUACGGUGGAUGACAUCUCCAAGUCCCUGCAGCAAGUCGACAUAGCUGAUGUCGAGCCUCCAUCAUUGAUCCGCGAAAAUUCCGGGCUCGGUUUCUUACUUCCACGUUCAGAAUGAUCAUCAUUUGUGCAUAUAAACUACAUACUAUUUAUUCUUUUCUCCAUGUUCCAAAGACAUGGGGUGUUUCUUCAAGAAGCCAUUAUCACCAUUUUUGUGUGAUAAUGUGCAAUACAGAAAUAGGUUGGUCUUCUGCCCAAAAAGGGUAUUUUUGGUCUUUCCGGUUUUCUU